Molecule: messenger RNA, 2299 nt
Organism: Dermacentor andersoni
Lineage: Eukaryota; Metazoa; Arthropoda; Arachnida; Ixodida; Ixodidae
Product: cholinesterase-like
Biological process (GO): acetylcholine catabolic process; choline metabolic process
Cellular component (GO): plasma membrane
Molecular function (GO): acetylcholinesterase activity
Source: RefSeq, a predicted model, not a curated record
AUGGCUGAGGCCAACGACGAUUCUGGGACCAAGCUCUCGGGGGAUUUCUUCGGCGGGACCCAAGACGUCCGGACCAGGGACCUGGUGUGCUUGGUGGCGAGCAUCGUGUCGAUCGCGCUGGUGCUCGUCUCGAUACAUGCGGUGAUACAGAGGAUCAGUCCCGAAAUAAAGAGCGUCGUCGUGGACGGACACUUCGGAAGCGUGCACGGGAGCGUCACCAUCGUCGCUGGCGUGCUUGUCAGCUCGUUCCUGGGUGUGCCGUACGCCGACCAGAGAACGCAGCGGUUCGCCGCGCCCAUACCUUGGCACAGGAAGUUGUAUCAAUUCGACGCCACGUCACCCGCACCCGCAUGCGCCCAGUCCAACAUCAAGCAAGAUGAGAUGAAUAUAAGCACAUCGGAAGACUGUCUGCACCUUAACAUCUGGACACCGUCGUGUGAUGGACGUAUCUGCCCGGGCAACCUAACCAUCAUCUUCUUCAUACAUGGUGGUUUCUUUCAGGCGGGCAGCAACAACGACCCGUACCACGACGGCCGGGUUCUGGCGGCGGUCGGUGAAGUGAUGGUCGUGGUCCCAAACUGGCGCCUGGGCCGGCUGGGCUUCGUCAGCAUGGCGACUGCCGAUUCGCCCCUGAACGUGGGCUUCCUGGACCAGGCCGAGGCGUUCCAGUGGGUCAGGCGCAAUGCGGAGCCUUUCGGUGGCAACGCCUCGGACAUCGUGAUCGUUGCGCACGCCUCGGGCGCGUCGGCGCUCGGCUACCACAUGUUCGCCGGCGAAGGGAUGGUGCCGGGCGCUCGAAAGUUGGUCUUCAUGAGCGAGAGCCCAUUUACCAGAUACCCCGUGUAUGGGCUUAACCGCGCACCGGAUCAGAUGAGGGCGAUCCUGGCCCGACUGCUCUGCGGCGACGAAGCAUCCACUAAGGGCGCCUGGCUGCAGUGUUGGCGCAGGCUGCCCGUGGAAUCGCUGUUCAAGACACCGCCCGGAGCUUUGCGGGGCCUGCCUACAUUCUUUCCCAACCUGCCGAUCAUGUGGAACCCCGUCAUGUGGAAGAAGCUCAGGGUAUCUGGAUUGAGCGUACUUAUGGGCUUCUCCGACAACGAGGCGCCGGCGCUCAUGGAGAAUUUCGCCGACUAUCUGAACGUCUAUCUGCAGGAAACUAAUACAUCGGCUAUGUCUCUUCUCUCGUGGCUUGGCUUUCCGCAGAAGGACGCUACUGAGGUCACGGAAUAUUACGCCGAGGGCGCUGGACAAAGGAAUUGGACUCAGGAACUCUUGAGCGACAUUGCCGUCGUCUGCCCAGUGCGGCUGUUCGCAGAACAGCUGCACGCCCUGGGCAAUCACGUACACACCUACGUGUUCCACCGCAGCGACCCUAUGAGUGAGGAAGGCGUCGGGAGGGAUGACGUCGUGCGGUACCUGUUUGGCAGCGCCAUAGCGCGGGACUUGACCAUCGAAGAGCGAGUGCUCAGCCGACGCGUCAUGGCCCGCAUGGUGCAGUUCUUCAAAACGGGCGAAAUCCACGGGGAGAACGACACGGUGGCUGAUGGAAAGUACUCCGUCACUUUUACUUCUAGCUCCAACGAACUUCCUCGCUGGGUACCGGACUUUCGCAAGGAGGCCUGCGAGAAUCUGCGGAAGUACUUCCCGGUCAUAGUCGAAUUGCCCGAUUCGGAGCAACGUUGACUGCGAACAAAAGCUGAUUGACAGUGUAACCAUUGUGCUCUCAUGCGCUCACAGUGCCGGAUUUUGACAGACACUUUUUAAUUUAAAGUUUGAACACAUUUACCUCUUGUGAUCGAAUAAUAACUUCAGUGCAGUAAUGUAUCUUAAUAGCCGCGGCUUUCUUCUUGACGCACAGCGAGCGCUUUCACGGAUAAUGAACCAUCUAAAUGUUCAGCGCAAUUUCAAACUUAAGCAGUGCGGGAGCGAAAUAAGCUAUUCAGCAUAUUUGCGCAAAGAGCCUUGACGAGACGUUUAUGAUGUGCAAGCAACGCAAAUGGAGGUUUUGUACGAAGGUUGUGACCUCGACUCAUGUAAAGCUCAGCGUGACGAAUGCAUUCUCGAACUUGGCAUUCUAAAGAUAGGACACUCCAAGGACGUAUCGGCUCCAGGAAGGUGUUUUGUUCUACACGAUGAGUGGCAGAAAACUUCGCGGCCUGUUUCUUGAAAGCUUGAUGAUGGUUCUUUAAAUAAAUGUCUAGUCAGCAUGUCCAGUUUAUUUGCUUUUCUCUAUGUUACGUUGUUAAACAUAGUCGUAUUUCCCAUAUAAAAAUUUACUAUUCCGUUGUUGUUCUGCUGA